CAGAGGGAGGUUUAUUAAAUUGCCGUCGGUUUCCUGAGAAAAGCAAGACGUGUGUUUAUUUACUAGUCAACCGAGGGUCAUAUUUUCAGGAUCACUUCUCCCAAAGUGCAUACGAUUGUAGCAGAAUGACACAGUGGGAAAGCUUGCAGCGGCUGGAUACAGUGUAUCUGCAGAAGGUUUUUGAUUUGUACAAUGGAGAUGAAUUCUCUAUGGAUGUGAGACAUUACCUGGCUCAUUGGAUCGAGGGCCAGGACUGGGAGCGUGCCUCUCGGGACUCUUCCCAAGCAGUGCUUCUGUUUCAGGUGCUUUUGGAGAAUCUGGACAACCAGUUCAGUCGUUUUGCGCAAGAGAAAGAGUCUUUCUUACUGCAGCGUAAUUUCCGACGUUACAAACAAAACUUUCAGAAGUAUCAAGAGGAGCCCUAUACUCUAGCUGCUAUUAUCCACUGGUUCCUAGUAAAGGAGAAAGAAAUCCUGAAUGAAGCAGAGCUUGCACAACAAGUGAAGAUGUUGCAGGUUCAACCAGUUGCACUGGAGUUGGAAAGCCAGAGACACUUAGAAAAGAUUUUAAAAGCUCUCAAGACCAAAGUAGAGGUGAUGGAACACAACAUAAGGUGUUUGGAGGAACACCAGGAUGAGUUUGACUUCAAAUAUCAGACACACCAAAUGGACAGUGGAGCUUGCACAGAAGAAGAGAAAAAGAAGCAGACAGAAGGGCUUCAGAAGAUGCUUAACGCACUUGAUAAGUCUAGAAAGACCUUCCUGUCUGACAUGUCGAUUGUGUUGGACUCUGCUGAUUCUUUGCGCUCAGUACUCGUUGAUGAGGAACUGGUGGACUGGAAGCGGAGACAACAGAAGUCCUGCAUUGGUGCUCCAGAUGAUACAAGUCUGGAACAAUUAGAGAAAUGGUUUACUCAGAUGGUGGACUCUGUUUUCCAGCUGCGGAAGUUUUUACAAAAGCUUGAUGAGCUGGUGGGGAAGAUGAGCUACAAUAAUGACCCCAUUCCAGUGCAAAAGCCCCUCUUAAAUAACAGAGUGGACACUCUACUGACCUACCUGCUGAAGAGUGCAUUCAUUGUGGAGACUCAGCCAACCAUGCCACAAGGUCGAGGCCCACUGGUGCUGCGCACAAAUGUCCAGUUCUCAGUCAGAGUCAGAUUCUUGUAUAAAGUUCCUGAGCUCAACCAUGUUAUGAAGGUGACUGUCUCCACUGACAAGGAUGCUCCACAAGUAAAAGGGGUUCGUAAGUUUAAUGUGCUGGGCACAUCGAGCAAAGCCCUUAACAUGGCUGAGAGUACGAAUGGGGGUAUGGUGGCUGAUUUCAGACAUUUGACUUUGAAAGAUCAGAAGGUUGGUGGUGGAGGAAAAGUAAUCAACGAGCUUUCAUUGAGUGUGACAGAAGAACUACACAAAGUAAACUUUGAGACACAGUUUGACUAUCAAGGCCUGUCUGUCUCUUUGGAGACCUCUUCUCUUCCCGUUGUGGUGAUUUCAAAUUCCAGUCAGCAGCAGAGUGCCUGGGCAUCUGUUCUUUGGUUCAACAUGCUUUGUUCAGAUCUCAAGAAAGUAAAAUUUUUUGAGAGCUCCCCUGUAGCCUCCUGGUCGCAGUUUGGGGAGAUGUUGAGUUGGCAGUUUCUCUCCUGUGGAAAACGUGGUCUGGACAACGAUCAGUUGGAGACCCUCGCCAUCAAACUUUUUGGUAAACAACAGAGUUAUGACAACUGUAAGAUAUCCUGGGCCAGAUUCAGUAAGGAGAAUAUCCCUGGUACAAACUUCACCCUGUGGGUGUGGCUGGAUGGUAUUCUCAACCUGGUUAAAGUGUACCUGUCAGACCUGUGGAGUGAUGGAUCUAUAAUGGGUUUUGUGAGCAAAGGAACAGAGAAGGUUUUAUUGAAGAAGAAGCAGAAUGGCACUUUCCUGUUGCGUUUCAGUGAGAGUAUCAGAGAUGGUGGAAUCACGUUCAGCUGGGUGCAGUAUUCUAACUAUGGCAAACCGGAUGUUCGAGCAGUGCAGCCAUUUACCAGUGCAGACCUGAAGCAGAUUGCUUUGCCUGAGAUUGUCCGCAACUUUCAGAUCAUGGAAGCAGAAAAUGUUCCUGUUAACCCACUGUGUUAUCUUUACCCAAACACCCCUAAAGACGAGGCAUUCGGCAAGUACUACAGCGAAAAGACUGGAGAGGAGAAUCCUUACUUGAAAUACCUCAAAACCAAAUUGGUUUUUGUCUCGCACAAAGAGAACGGAUGUACAAGCGUCAGAGAGGGGCCAGAUUCUGACCUGUGCACUCAGCACAGAGAAGAUAGUCAUAUGGGUUUGGAACAACAUAAGGACCCUCCCAUUUCUGAGAUGGCCAAUGAGGUCAUGCUCCAAGGGCCUGAGAAUUCACCCAUGCUCUCCAGCUCUACCAUUGAUGCUGACUUGCUUAACAGCAUUUUAGAGGAUGAAUUCAGUGUUCCACAAGCAUUCCCAGAGACCGAUUCCAACAUUUCAUCACCAUGCUUCCAAGACUCUCUUCCCAUGGCUAGUGUAGAUGUCCUCUUUCCAGAAGCAUUCUCUCCUCCUGACACUGAUGUUAGUAUAACAUUGCAAGAGUUCCUAAAUGAGCCGAACAUCCUGAAUGGAAUGAACCCUUGUUUCCUGCAGGAGGAGCCAGAGGCCUCCAUCCCUGAUCAUGGUCUUCAAGAUUUUGGUUUCCCUUUUAACAAGCCACUGACACCCUGAAUUUGACCCAUUUAACUUAAACCCAUGACCUAAUUGGACAACUCACAGUUUCAUAUUAAACAUUUUAACUUAACCUUUUCUUCUUGCAGUCUUAAUUGUGUCAAGUUGCAUCAUUGCAAGCAUCAUUGCAAGCCAGUGAUGUAACAUGCUUAUCACAACUCAUAACUUCAUUUACAAUAUUAAUUUCAUUUAUUUAGCCUUCCAUUUAUAUAUCAGUCUGUUCUUACAUGUAUCUGUUACUGGUAUAUGUUCUCUGUUUUAACAGAAGCAAGCCUUUUGACCCAUCCAAAUAAAAAAACAAAGACGGCACUCUGGGAUGAGGUCAUGUGACCCAUCCCGACCAUUCGUAAGCUGCUAGUAAUUAGAGGGGGGAAAUGUUUUAUUGAAAACAAUUCAAACUAUAUCACCGUACUUUUGUUUUAGAAGAGUAUGCAGACUGCCUGGGUACGUCAGUGAGUAUUGAUGCUGACUACCACCCCUGAAUUCGCGAGUCCAGUGCGUGCUGAGAGACUCCAGCCAGGUCUCCUAAGCAACCAAAUUGGCCCUGUUGCUAGGGAAGGUAGAGUCACAUGGGGUAACCUCCUCGGAGGUUAUUCUCCGCGGAGAUUAGCGUGAAGCCUCCACACGCGCUACAUCUCUGUGGUAACGUGCUCAACAAGACACGUGAUAAGAUGCGCGGAUUGACAGUCUCAGACGCGGAGGCAACUGAGAUUCAUCCUCCACCACCCGGAUUGAGGCGAGUCACUACGCCAAAAGGGGAGGGAAAAAGAUGAAUUUGCGGACAUUUCAGUUAUAUUGACUGUGUGUGUAAAAAUACAAACCCCUACUAUUUGAUCCAAGUAAUGAUUAGUUUUUUGCAAGUCAAAACAGUAGUUUGUAGAGAUUUUUAUUGAAGAGAUAUAAUUUGAUAGUUUAAGCUGUGAACUUUAUUAAGUCCCUAUUAAUGUGUUAAUAGAUGUCAGCACCUUCAUGCCAGUCAGCCACUGCUUCCCAUGCAAUUUUUAAAGGCAUGUCAUGUACAGCACUGUCAGUUCUGUGGUCACGUUGUGCAUAUAUUUAUGAUUGUAGAACAAACUAAAAGUAACCUAUGGAAUUGUAAACUUUUAAGAAGUGUAAAACACAUGAAAAUGUCUUUACAAGAGCGUUUUUGAUCUUUUGUAUCCCUUGGUUUGGAAUUUGGGAAUUUGCAAACCUUAAAAGAGACACAGUUGUAUUAGUUGUUGAGAUGUAAUCCCUUAAUGUUACACUGAGGGGAACAAUUAUCAUUAUGCUACUACAGUAGUCUUUUAAUACUAAGGUUAUGCUUUAUCUAAGUUCUGCAUCUUUGGAUUAUUUGUUAAUGAGAAACAAACAUAGCUUAAUGUUGCCCUAAAAAUGAUCUGUGAGUAAAAUUAUUUUAAUUAUUAUUUUUUUUGCCUCUUAAAAACAUUAACCUUAUCAUUUGUAUUUUGUCAUUUAUAGUCAAUCAUAUUUUACACCAAUAUUGAGUUGGCACAAUGUAGAGAAGUGCCAGGAAAUGUUUUUGAAUAUUUUGUUUGGAGUCAGUUGGAUUUUUUUCUUUCUUUUUUUUUUUCUUUUUUUACUUGAGUUAAUCAUUUAAAAGGGAAUAAGAUGGUUUUUACUAAAUUGCACAACUUCAAGAAUAUAGAAAUGUUGGAUUUUCCUGUUUCCUGGAUAGGCGAGUAAUCAGUUAGAAAGUUUUGAUUAGUCAUACACUGUUGUUAGUUUGGGAGUGGUACUUUUUCAGCACUUAAAUGAAUGUUCCGGUUUCAAUACAAGUUGAGCUCAAUCGACAGCAUUUGUACCAUAAUUGAUUACCAUAAAGAUAAAUUUAGACUUGUUCCUCCUUUUUAAAAAAAAAAAAAAAAAAUUGAGAUUACAGUGAGGCACUUACAAUGAAAGUAAAUGGGGGGCCAAUUUUUGAACAGUAAAAUACUCACUUUUUCAAAAGUAUAGCCGCAAGACAAACAAUAUGCUUGUAAACAUGGUUUUAGUGUGAUAAAAUCACAAACCAUUUCUGUGUAAAGUUACAGCCAAUUUUGCAACUAAUGUCAACAAACCCUAAAAUGACUGUAAAAACUACAAUUUAAACAGCUUUACAACUCAGAUAAUACAUGAGUUUUAAUAGAAGAAUUAAAGUACAUUUAUAAAAUUAUAAUCUUCAAAUUUCUGCCUAUUAACCCUUGAAAAAUUGGCCCCAUUAACUUCCAUUGUAAGUGCCUCACUGUAAUCUCGAUUUUUGUUUUUUUAAAGAAAAGGAGGAACGUGUUGAAAUUAAUUUUUGUGGUAAUCAACAUUGUGCCACAAAUGCUGUCGAUUGAGCUGAACCUGGAACAUUGUAUUUUAUCAUCUUAAGCUGAAGACAAAUUCUCUUGAUCUUUUGUGUUCCUGUUGAAAUAUUUUUUUAUUGUAUUUGUUUUAUAAAUCACAAAUUAGUUUAGUAUGUGUUGUCCCGAAUGUCCUGUCUCGGUUGAAUUGAUUUGUCAAUCCACAAUAAAAACAGUGAAUUGUUCUAGUAAUUCCUGGGUGUGACAUGGUAA
This is a messenger RNA of Myxocyprinus asiaticus (Chinese sucker), 5257 nucleotides long. Its product is annotated as signal transducer and activator of transcription 1-alpha/beta-like. The coding region runs from base 126 to 2717 and encodes 863 amino acids. NCBI's taxonomy places the organism in Eukaryota, Metazoa, Chordata, Actinopteri, Cypriniformes, Catostomidae. Gene Ontology annotation, biological process: regulation of transcription by RNA polymerase II; regulation of cell population proliferation; defense response. The record is from RefSeq and is a predicted model, not a curated record. Gene Ontology annotation, molecular function: DNA-binding transcription factor activity, RNA polymerase II-specific; RNA polymerase II cis-regulatory region sequence-specific DNA binding. The transcript is spliced from 25 exons.